Messenger RNA from Columba livia (rock pigeon), 1498 nucleotides. It is a transcript of the gene ERMN, whose product is annotated as ermin. The record is from RefSeq and is a predicted model, not a curated record. Gene Ontology annotation, molecular function: actin filament binding. Gene Ontology annotation, biological process: regulation of cell shape; actin filament organization; regulation of cell projection organization. The coding region runs from base 495 to 1262 and encodes 255 amino acids. Gene Ontology annotation, cellular component: neuronal cell body; myelin sheath; internode region of axon. Lineage: Eukaryota; Metazoa; Chordata; Aves; Columbiformes; Columbidae. The transcript has 3 exons.
GGGAAUGUUAAUCGCGUCAGGUGGCAGCAGUGCGGGAAGGUGGUCACCCCCCAGGGAUUAGAAGUGGAAACAAUCGCCAUCCCUGUGACCAGGCAGGGACACAAAGAGCCAUUGUGCCAGGAGCACAAAAUCUCUGCUUAUUACCGCGGGGCUGACAUGCUGACAGACCCGCUCUCCAGGCCAGCACAAAAGCUUCCUUGCUUCAGAUUGUUUGUUUAUGUAAAUUAAAAUGCUGCAUUUAAUUAUGCAACGGGACGAGCCUCAGCAACAAGCGAGGUGCUGAUUGGGUCACCCCGUGGCCAGAGCCCCUGGCAAGCGCCGGGGACAUCGGUGGUGCCACCGCGGUCCCUGCUGUGCCGCGGUGCCCGCAGACGGGGACGCGCGCGUUGGCCCUUGGAGAGGGGAACCAAAGCCCGGGAAGAGAGGCGGGUGAGGAGCAGCUCCCGCUCCGGGUGCAGGAGUGUCCCCGGUGGGGACACGGCCCAGCCCUCGGCAUGACAGAAGUGCCAGCAGCAUCCCCGGUGCCCGAGUGCAACGGCAGCGUGUCACCGGAGAAGGGCCCGCUCCAGGUCAUCAGUGCCACCGACGAAAUAGCAAAAUCUGUCCGGACGGUUCCUUACGCCAAUGCAGAAACCAGCCCUGAUGCUUCACCUGCGAAAGAAAAUUGGGAGGAAAAUAGAAAUUCAUUGGCACAGGACAUAAUUCCCAGGGAUUUUGAUGGAGAGAAGCAAAGCGAAGAGAAGCAAGAGGCAGCCGAUGGGCCGCUGCAGCAGGGACCAGCUGCUGUCCAGGACUCGGGGACCAGUGGCCAGGAGUCACAGGAAGGGCCGGGCAGUGCAGGGACACCUGCGGACAGCGAGGAGCCGGAGCUGGGGACAGUGGCCAGCCCCAGCGGGGACACCACGGGGACCCUCGGAGCCAGUGCCGAUGGGAGAGGGAAUGCAGCUGAGGAGGAGGAGGACGAGGAGGAGGUGGAUGAGGAGGACAUGGAAGAGGAUGAAGUUCAGGUGAUCGAAAUCAAGAAGGAGAACGGCGAAGCGUCCUGCCUAGAGCAGCACGACGGCAGCAAGGAGCCAUCAACCCCCAGCAGCCCCGGCUGCGCCGCCCCGGCCGAGACACCCGGCGAGCAGCCCAGCCCGGGGAAGAAAAACGACAUCUCCAGACACAGCUAUUCCAGAUACAACACAAUCUCCUACCGCAGGAUUAGAAAAGGAAACACCAAACAGCGUAUCGAUGAGUUUGAAUCCAUGAUGCACUUAUAAACUGAGGUGGGGAAUUACUUAAUGAGCCGAGCGUUCACUCUGGUUCGUGGUUUUCUUUUUUGGUUCCCCCAAUGUCUGUCCACACAACAUGAGGUCACUGCUUUUUUUCCUUUUUGUAUAUGAUUUCAUAAUACACUGUGAACAUUUAACAUCUUUGUUUCGACAGUGGGCAGAGGCAUCCAUAGCGCAGGAAAAUAAAUAAUCAGUUUGCUAAUUAUCAUACCAUUUGAUUUAAA